AUGCCAGAUUCGCCGCAGGCAGCAAAUGCCCCUAAGCAGCCUCAACCCCCUACUGGAAGGAGUCAAACUGAAAAUUUGCCACGGCAGUCUGACUCUGCUAGGUAUUUGAAGGAAAUGCAAAGGGAAUUCCAGAGACAAAUAGCUGCUCUGCAAAAUCUAAUCGUCAGCCAGAAUGAGCAAAAUAAGUCCAGCGUUAACGCCCUGCGCAACGAAGUUCAGGCCAUCGCCAGAACGGUUGCUACCAACGGAAAUAAUGAGUCUUCCACAAACCUUAUGCCCCCAAACGACACAAAUGCUCAACGUCAAGCAAGUCCCGCGCAACCAAAUGGCGCGAACGCCCAAGCACAUCCUGAUGCUACACCUGGUGAGUCUUUUUCUAACCUUUCCUCUAACCCCCACAGCUGCCCACCAGCCAAAGCAAAAAAAAUCUAUCCCUUACCGAAAUUCGGAGGUCAGCCAGAAGAAUGGCAAGCAUUUAUUGAAGAUUUCAGAAGCACCACCGUCGAAUUGGAGUACAGCGAUAUACAUAACAUAAUGCGGAUUAGAGAAGCAUUGCAUGGACGAGCUAGAGAUACAGUGGAGUCGUUACUAACAUCCUCGAAAAAUGUAAGCGCUAUAAUUGAAGUUCUGUCGGAAACUUACGGACGGCCGGAGUUGCUAAUGAAAAGCCAAAUUGAAAAGGUUAGGUUAAUUUCUAACGUGCCGGAAGGAAAGCUCGAACCGUUAAUAAAUUUCGCGAUUAAAGUCAAUAAUAUGUCGACAUUUUUGAAAUCCGUGCAAGGAGAUCACCAUCUAGCCAAUCCGUCUUUAUUGAGCGAGUUAGUAACAAAGCUGCCUACCUCUAAGCAAAUGCAGUGGGCGGAGAAAUGUCUUUCGUUGGAGCGAUGCCCGAAUGUAGAAGACUUCAGUAAGUGGUUGAACGCUUUGCGAAAACUUGCGAAUAUGGUAACCGACAGUUUACCUUCUGCGACGGCUGCUGGUAGCCGCCGUACUCAAGACGUUGCGCCACAUCCUCAUCCACCGAAAGCUAAUAAGUAUUCUUUUUUAAGCGUUGCUCAAAGCAAGUGUAGUUUUUGUCAGGGUGAAUGCGCAGCACUUAACGCGUGCCCACAGUUUAUUAGUAUGGGCGUCGAUGACCGAUGGAAAAAAGUGAAAGAACUACGAAUUUGCUUUUCAUGCCUUAAGCCAAAUCAUCCAAUGUCGAAAUGUUAUGUCAAAAGACGUUGUGGGAUAAACAAUUUCGCGCGUUUACAUAAUCGUCUACUACAUCCUAACGAAACCCGCCAUAAUGGUCAGUCGAACUUGCAGCAAUCAGCGGAGACAACAGUUGCGAGUUUGAUCGACCGUAGAAAUUGUCAUGCUGAUACAAAAAACGAUGGAGUACUCUUUCAAAUCAUCCCAGUCAAGCUCUACCAUGACAACAAAGAAGUCUCAAUUUAUGCUAUGGUCGACGACGGAGCGGAUGCUACUAUGUUGGAUUGGAAUAUAGCACAUGAACUUGGUCUUAAGGGCUGCAAAGACUCGUUACAGCUGCAGUGGUUGAACGGGGUCUCGUCACAUGAGUCGACAGAAAUUGUGCAAUUAACCAUAAGUGGCACUGAAGCUGAAAGCCAACGGUAUUUGAUGUCUAAAGUAUUUUUAUCGAAAAAGUUAGCUUUGCCGAUACAAAGUUCUUUAAAAGAAACCACACUUCAGAAAUAUUCACAUCUGAAUGGAGUACCGACUUACAAAUAUAAAAAUGUACAUCCGAAAAUGAUAAUAAGUCUUUCACAUGCAUAUUUAACUACUCCUUUAGAUAUACCACGGACAUCUUGCAACCCUGGCCCUAUUGCUGUAAGAACGAGGUUGGGUUGGAUAAUUUACGGUCCUGUCGGAGAAACUGCAAGUACGACGAAAAGAAUAUUUCAAACAAAAAUUAUUACAAGCAGUGUCCAUGAACAAGAAGUUGAACAAAUUAUGCGUAACUAUUUUGAGGUCGAAACCUGCGGAGUCAAGCUUGAGGUGAAACCGGUUGCGUCAAAAAGCGAAGAACAUGCAAUGAAUAUUUUAAACUCUACCACAAAAUAUUUGAAUGGUCGUU
Messenger RNA from Rhagoletis pomonella (apple maggot), 2080 nucleotides. RefSeq lists its product as uncharacterized. Lineage: Eukaryota; Metazoa; Arthropoda; Insecta; Diptera; Tephritidae. The record is from RefSeq and is a predicted model, not a curated record.